AGAGGAAGUGGAAAGCUUUCUUUUUGUCACUCGUUUUGACCGAUCUUGUUUUACCUUGUUUUCCUAGAGCUGAAAUACAGGGACACUCUGAUGCGCUUCGAUUACUUUUGGCUGCGUGACCACUGCCGCUCGCCGUCUUGCUACAACACCAAGACCAACCAACGCAGCCUGGAUACGGCCGGUGUGGAUCUGACGAUCAAGCCCCAGGCGGUACGAAUCGACGAGACCACCCUCUUCCUCACCUGGCCAGAUGGCCACGUGACCAAAUAUGGUCUGGAAUGGCUGCUGAUGAACAGCUACGAGGGGCAGAAGCAGCAAGUCAUGCAACCUCGGAUUCUGUGGAACGCCGAAAUUUACCAGGAAGCUCAAGUGCCUUCGGUCGACUACCAGAGUUUCUUGAAAACCAACGAGGGGCUGAGAGAAUUCCUGCAGAACUUCCUGCUGUACGGCAUUGCAUUCGUGGAAAAUGUUCCCCCAACCAAAGAAGACACGGAGAUCAUAGCAGAGAGGAUUAGUUUGAUCAGAGAAACUAUCUACGGCAGGAUGUGGUAUUUCACCUCGGACUUCUCCCGCGGAGACACCGCUUACACCAAACUGGCUUUGGACCGUCAUACAGAUACCACUUACUUUCAGGAACCUUGUGG
Thamnophis sirtalis is the source of this 644-nucleotide messenger RNA. The record is from RefSeq and is a predicted model, not a curated record. NCBI's taxonomy places the organism in Eukaryota, Metazoa, Chordata, Lepidosauria, Squamata, Natricidae.